Salvia splendens (bonfire salvia) is the source of this 592-nucleotide messenger RNA. RefSeq lists its product as uncharacterized. The record is from RefSeq and is a predicted model, not a curated record. Lineage: Eukaryota; Viridiplantae; Streptophyta; Magnoliopsida; Lamiales; Lamiaceae. The transcript is spliced from 4 exons. Bases 141 to 479 code for a protein of 112 amino acids.
CUAAUUCUCUUCUUCACUUCCCAUGUUAGUUCUAUUUCUAUUGAUGGUGAAUAGGAUGGUACCUAUUGGAUGGGUGUUUGGGAAGCUUGAAUCAGUUGAGUGUUAUUUUGAAGAAUGGUAUUACUUGGAUUGUAAGACUUAUGAAGAAGGUUAUAACCUUGGAUGACAAUAUGUUUCGUUGUGACUUCUCUAUCAAGAAUUAUUCAUAUUCUGUAAAAAGAUUUGUUGGCAACAUUGUUGAUUAUACAAGCAAUGCUUCCCUUUUGUUGUGGGAUAGAGAAGUUGUGCAGCUUACUGGGAAAAAGGUUACUAAUGUGGUUGGAAGUACUACUGAGAGAUCUCCAAUGGAUUACAUUCCUAGGGAAGUUGAAGAGCAACUUGCGGGUCAAAAUGUGUUGUUCAAAGUUCAACUCAGAAAUAGCAAGGAGUAUUAUCGUAAUUAUCCAUAUAAUGUUAUCAAAGUGUGUAAUAUCCCAUAAAUUGUUGAGAAACAUAACAUUGGAUCACAAAUUCUGUAGCUCUGAUGUGAAGUUGUCUGAUAUACUCUUUGGAUCCAAUAUUGCAGAGGUAACUGAUAAAGGUUUUGUUUCAC